Amblyraja radiata (thorny skate) is the source of this 4139-nucleotide messenger RNA. RefSeq names its product alpha-2-macroglobulin-like. The record is from RefSeq and is a predicted model, not a curated record. Bases 150 to 4046 code for a protein of 1298 amino acids. Gene Ontology annotation, cellular component: extracellular region. NCBI's taxonomy places the organism in Eukaryota, Metazoa, Chordata, Chondrichthyes, Rajiformes, Rajidae. Gene Ontology annotation, molecular function: endopeptidase inhibitor activity. The transcript is spliced from 35 exons.
GUGCCUCUCAUCCCCCAGUGCGGUUCCGGGUGGUGUCAUUAGACCAGGACUUCCAGCCGACCCUGGAGAAGUACUCGCUGAUAACCCUCACGGACAUUGCGCAGAAUCGGAUUGGCCAGUGGCUGGACGUGGAAGGCAGGCAGGGGAUCAUGGAUCUCAGCUUCGACCUGAUUCCCGACUCCCCGAUGGGCUCGUACACGAUCCAAGUGCAGAAGUCCAGCGGGAAAGUGACCCACAGCUUCACCGUGGAGGAAUACGUGCUGCCCAAGUUUGAACUGAAGGUUCAUCUUCCCGAACAAAUCACCAUCCUAGACAAAACGAUUCCCAUCAAAGUGUGUGGCAGAUACACCUAUGGUAAACCCAUGCGGGGAGAUGUUAACGGCACUGUUUGCCUGCAACCAGUUUACUUCCACCGUUCUCAGAGUAACUGUCACAUCGUGACGGGCAAGACGGAUACAGACGGCUGCUUCUCCAGGGAUCUGUCCACGGACACCUUCCGGAUCAGGACCAACUGGCACUCUGGGAACAUCCACGCACACUUCGUAGUGACUGAGAAGGGGACAGGGAUAACGAGGGAAGGUUCGGGCAGCUGCCAGGUAUCGUCAGAGGUCACCAAGAUCAGUUUUGAGGAGGUGGAAAACUACUACAAGACCGGGGUCCCAUACACAGGAAAGGUGAAGGUGAAAUAUGCCACCCGCCGCCCGUUUGCAAACGCACGGAUAUAUUUGUUCAAUUCCCAAUAUCCGGGGGCACAGCAAGUUGUUACGGACGAGAGAGGAAUGGCCACGUUCACCUUCAACACCUCCACCUGGGACCUGCAGCCCGUGCAACUCAUGGCCAUUUACCAGCUGCCCCCUGAGGAAUUCCACCACACAGCCAGCAUUCCCAGUCAUGCUCCCGCCCGCCAUUCAGUCAAACCCUUCUACUCCAGAUCGGGCAGCUUCAUCUCCAUCGGCAAGGUCGGCAGCGAGAUGCAGUGCGAUUCCCAGCUGGACCUGCCCAUCACCUAUGUGUUCCCGAACCUUCCGCAGGGAGCUCCUCUCCACCUCGACCUCUUCCACCUGGUCAUGGCCAAAGGGAAGAUCAUCAGCCUGGAGAGCACCCCCCUCAUCGUCGGGGGAAUGCACGCCCCACAGGGGGCGCUGACGCUGCCACUCCGCCUGCCCGCCCACCUGGCUCCCACUGCCCGGCUCCUGGUCUUCACCGCCCUGCCCAGUGGUGAGAUGGUGGCCCACUCCACACACAUACACAUGGACAAGUGCUUCCGCAACAAGGUGCAGCUGAGUUUCUCCGUGCCGGAGGAGUUGCCGGGCAGCCAGGUCUCGCUGCACGUCGAUGCCGCCCCAGGCUCCCUCUGCGGUCUCCGCAUCGUCGACCACAGUGUGCUGCUCCUCAAACCCGAGAGGGAGCUCACGACACAAAGUGUCUACUCCUUGCUGCCGGUCACUGAUCUGAACGACUACCCCUACUCAGUGCGUGACUAUGACUCUGACAACUGUGUUCCUGAGCCUGACGAUUCACUGCUCUCACAGGACGACAAGAACUCUGUCACUGACGUGGCUCAGUUGCUACAGGGCCUGGGCCUGAAGGUCUUCACGGACCUGGACUACCAGGUGCCCCUCAAAUGCGAGUACGAUCUUCAAUAUGCGGACCACCCUGUGGCAGAGGCACUAAUGGAAACCGACUCAGCAAUGCCAAUUGCCUCAGUGUCCACGGGGCCCAGGCAGCUCCAGGUCCGCCAGUACUUCCCUGAGACCUGGCGCUGGGACCUGAUUCCAGUCGGGCCAGAGGGCCGGGCCUCGGUGGAGCUGACGAUCCCGGACACCAUCACGGAGUGGAAGGGCAGCGUGUUCUGCAACGGGGAGACCGGCUUCGGCCUCUCGCCCACCGCCUCCUUCACCACCUUCAAGCCCUUCUUCCUGGAACUGGCCCUACCCUACGCUGUGGUCAGGAGCGAGGGCUUCACCCUCAAGGCCAAGCUCUUCAACUACCUGGCCCACAGCCUCAUGGUCAAGGUCACGUUGCAGGAAGCCCAGGGCUUUGAGCUGAAGUCGUCAGACAGCCAAGUUCAAGUGUGUGUCUUAUCUACAGACAGCGUCACUGUCAGCUGGAAGCUUUCAGCCACUGGGCUGGGGGAGGUGAACGUGACGGUGGCCGCUGAGUCCGUGCUGUCCGCCACUCUGUGCGGGAACGAGGUGGUGUCCGUGCCCGAGAGAGGAGCCGUGGACAUAGUACGCAGACCACUGCUCAUCCAGCCGGAAGGCUCGGAGACGGAGUUGACCCACAGCUCGCUGCUCUGCCCGGCGGGUCAAAGCGUGACGGAGGAAAUUGAGCUGCAAGUCCCGGAGGAUGUAGUGGAAGGGUCAGCACGGGCUUCCGUCACGGUGCUGGGUGACCUGAUGGGCAGCGCCAUGGAGAACCUGGACAGUUUGCUGCGACUCCCCACGGGCUGUGGGGAGCAGAACAUGGUGAAGUUCACCCCCAACAUCGUGGUGCUGAGUUACCUGGAGAAAACCCACCAGCUCUCUCCCAAAAUCAGGUCCAAAGCUGUGGGCUUCCUGCAGGCAGGUUACCAGCGACAACUGUCCUACAAGCACCAAGACGGCUCCUUCAGCGCUUUCGGAACCAGCGACCCAGAGGGCAACACCUGGCUGACAGCCUUCGUGCUGCGCUCCUUCCUCCACGCGCGGCCCUACAUCUUCAUUGACGAGACGGUGCUGCGUGAGGCUGCCACCUUCCUCACCGCCCACCGCCUGCCCACUGGCUGCUUCGCCAGCGUAGGGCAGCUCUUCAACAGCGCCCUCAAGGGGGGAGUCGAUGACACCGUCUCUCUCUCCGCCUACGUGACCACUUCCUUACUGGAGCUGCAGAGACUGACACCCACCAUGGCCUCCCAGGUUUAUGAAGAGUCUCAGAACAGACGUCGCCGCAGAGAUUUGAUCAGUGAUCAAGAUCUCGAGUCUGCUCUCGUGCAGCCCCUGCCCUCUGACUUCAAGACAGACGUGGUAGUUGGGUCACUGGACUGUCUGCGUCAGGCCCUGGGGACGGUGAACAACACCUAUACCCUCGCCCUCCUCGCCUACGCCUUCACCCUCGCUGGAGACGAGCCCUCGAGGGACAGCACCCUCCUCCGGCUGGACGCCCUCGCCAUCAAUGAGGACGGCCAGACCCACUGGGGGCCACAUGAGGGCGGGGAGGGUGGGGAGGAGGGGUGGGGGCUCUGGUGGAGGGCCCCCUCGGCUGAGGUGGAGACAACAGCGUACGUGCUGCUGGCCCUGCUCUCCCCCUCCAACAUCAGCCCCACCCAGCUGCAGCGUUCCUCCCCCAUCAUCCGCUGGUUGGUCCGCCAAAGGAACUCGUACGGAGGCUUUGCCUCCACUCAGGACACAGUGGUGGCCCUCCAGGCCCUCUCCCUCUACGCGGGCCUCACCUACUCCCCCGAGCCCCUCUCCUCCGUCUCGCUCAGUGGCCCCGGCGGCUUCCAGCGGCUCCUCCACAUCGACCCCCACAACCGGCUGGUGGUGCAGAGAGCGGCUCUGCCGGGCCCCGGCACCUACAUCGGCAACAUCACCGGCACCAGCUGUGUGCUGCUCCAGACGUCUCUCCGCUACCACACGCUGCCGUCUGCCGGUGCUGCCGCCUUCCUGCUCUCCCUCCAUCUGAAAGUGUAUGGCAUUAUGAUGGCCAUGCUGCAAAUCAACGUCACCUACACGGGAUCCCGCAACGUCUCCAACAUGGUGAUCGUCAACGUGAAGAUGCUCUCCGGGUAUUCCCCCCAGACCACGAUGCCUGUGGGUGUGAGUCGCAUAGAGUCAAAGGACGGACAUUUCCUGAUGUACAUUGAAAAGAUGGACGCCGGCCAGACCCUCCCCCUGCACGUCUUCAUCUUCCAGGAAUUCCCUGUGGAAAACCUGCAGGGGGCCCACGUCUCCGUCUACGAUUACUACGUGACUGACGAGGCUGCCAUUGCUGGGUACCAGUGGCCCACUAUGAGUAUUCCCUUUAUCCCGCUCCCUGUGUUGACAGUGGUGGAGGACGCGGUUUGAGUGGAAAGGACAUAGAGGCUCCCAGUGCCGGACAGAAGCCGAGAACAAUCUCCAACCAAGAAUCAGCCUCAAUAAAUGACUAAAUCAAUCCUC